This is a messenger RNA of Neurospora crassa OR74A, 861 nucleotides long. RefSeq lists its product as hypothetical. The record is from RefSeq and is a predicted model, not a curated record. The coding region runs from base 1 to 861 and encodes 286 amino acids. The transcript has 2 exons. Lineage: Eukaryota; Fungi; Ascomycota; Sordariomycetes; Sordariales; Sordariaceae.
AUGGCUACUUCUCCAACCGCAAGCACUACCUCAAGCACUUUUGAUGACGAGGCCAAGGAGCUCUGGCCCGAAUGGAAGUUUUCAUUUGGGAAGCACCUUCCGGUCUUUCUUAUCCCGGACCUCCAAGAUGAUGAGAACUAUGAGGAAUGGAGAUUUAUGGCACAUACCAAGCUCCGUGCCUGCAAUCUCGAGGGCUUCAUCGAGGGCACGGAGACACCUCCUCAAGGAGACGACAGCCGCAUUGCCAGAUUGAACCAAAAGGUCUUUGCAGAAAGAAGGCAAUACGCCUUUCGGAUCAUCUACGACAGCAUCCAUCCCAUCUUGCAACAACUCAAGUCCAGUGGGCAUUGGAUCCUUGACGCCAACGAUCGCGAUCCCAAAGUCUUGUGGGAUGCCGUUCAUCGCUGGGAUGUCGACCGCCCCCUAACCUACAAAUGCCGUCUUAUGGAGGAACUAGUCGAUAUCUGCCACUGCCAACAUAAUUCGGACAUUCUCGCCUACCGCGAUAGAGCUUUCUGGCUUCGUACGCGUCUCAAGCGGAUGGGAACGCCGAUUGCGGAUCAACUUUACAUGGGCUUUCUGGUUAAAGGCCUACGGACUUAUGAUUCGAUCUGGGCCGAUUACCUGUACAAGCAAAUUGAGAGUGGAAGUCUCAAUCCCAGUCAGCUUGAAGUCGACAUUGGUAGUCAAUACCCCUUUUACAAGCAACUAAGAGAGCGCCGCGAAGGUGACCUCAAAAACAAACUCGUCGAACUGGAGUCACAGAUCAGGGGUCAACCGAGGAACAAGAGGCGCCGCAAGGCCAAAGACCAUCAUUCGGGUCCUAGCGGCGUCGCCAAAAGGUGUUCUAAUCGACAUUAA